Molecule: messenger RNA, 709 nt
Organism: Chara braunii
Lineage: Eukaryota; Viridiplantae; Streptophyta; Charophyceae; Charales; Characeae
Source: the annotation of a GenBank genome assembly
AGAGUAUAUAGAGAGAAGUACUAUUUGGAAGAUUAGACGAAGCGGAGACGGAGAUGGAGAGGAAGAUGGAGAUGCAGAAGAAGACGAAGAUGGAGAUGGAGAUGGAGAAAAAGACGAACAUUGGAGAUAGAGAUGGAGAUAAAGGCAAAAGACGAAGAUUAGACAAAGACGGGAGCGGAGACGAAGAGGAAAAUGGAAAUGGAGAUGGAGAUGGAGACGAAGAUGACAUGCAGAAGAAGACGAAGACGAAGAUGGAGAUGGAGAUGGAGAUGGAGAUGGAGUUGAAGAAGACGAAGAUGGAGAUGGAAACGAAGAUGGACAGGAAGACGAAGAUGGAUAUGCAGAACAAGAAGACGAAGAAGAAGAAGAAGAAGAAGAAGAAGAAGAAGAAGAAGAAGGAGAUGGAGCUGGAGCUGGAGACGGAGAUGGAGAUGCAGAGGAGAUGGGGAUGGAGAUGAAGACGAAGAUGAGACAAAGAUGAAGGCAAAGAUGAGACAAAGAUGGAGGCGAAGACGAAGACGAAGAUAGAAAAUGAUUAUGGAGAUGGAGACGAACAUGCAGACGCAGAACAAGACGAAGAUGGAGACGACGAUGGAUAUGGAGAUUGACGUGGAGAUGGCGAAGGAAACGAAGAUGGAGACGAAAAUGGGACUCGAAAAUGGAAAUGGAGAUGCAAAUGCAAAUGCAAAUGCAAAUGCAGCAUACUCGG